CGUCAGUGACUGGGUUAACAUGGCGGCGGUGCGGUGGAGUGUUGUGUUCGUCCUCACAUUUUUAGUCGUUUACGCUCUAAAUACGUCAAGUGCGCAUAUAAGUGAUGCAGAUUACAACACAUAUACGAUUUAUGAUGGAAAUUUAGAAGAAUUGGAACGGAGACAAAUCCAGCCUCUGCUACGGUUUAGACGAAGUGAUCUAGGUACUGGCAAUGAGAACUCUAAAACGGAGGAUAUGAAGUCAGCUGACCCCAUUAAAAAUAAAAAAGUUGACAACUUUCCUGAUAAAAGUGAUAAGAAAAAGCUGGCAGUAUUGAAGAAGGAUGCAUCAUCGACUAAAGCUUCUGAAAGUUCUACUACUGUAGCCCCAGUAAUGACCCCCAGUGCUAAUGUUUUUGUGAGCACCUCUACCCCAAAAACUGCUCCAGCCGCCACCACCACCACCACGGUUACCACCGCCGCUACCACCACCAUCACCUCCACUACCACUACUGUAACCAGUAGCCCCAUGCCCAGUAAUGAGAGCAGAGUUAACCUGGAGGAUAAUAGAACGGGAGGGUUGACGGUCACACAGAAUGUGACGGAAGAGAACAAGGGAGAGCCUGUUGCCCCAGCAGCAACUACCGCCAAUGGGACAUCAAGUGAUAGUCCCACCGAGAAUGACACGGUCACUCCAGUACAAGUCAGUGUCGAAGACCCCGACUCUUGGGAUGACAAAUUUCCAAACAUUUCGGACGAAUUUUCCACGCAAAACACCACUGUCGAUCACCACAGAUACUACAAUUCUGUCACCUAUUCAGGCAUGCAAGAAGCGCAACAAUACUGGGUUGAUCUAGACUCCCUCAAGGGAGAAAGUGUCGUAACAAAUGAGAUGCUGUCAGCUUCCCACCGCAGAGCUGUGACUGUGACGCUGACCUUUGAGUUCCCGUUCUAUGGACACAUGCUGAAGAACAUUACUAUUGCUACUGGGGGAUUUCUCUUCACGGGCGACUUUGUCCAUACCUGGCUGGCAGCUACCCAGUACAUUGCUCCACUUAUGGCUAACUUUGAUACUUCAAUAUCAAAAGAUGCAGUUGUCAAAUAUGCUGAUAAUGGUACAUCGUUUACUGUACAGUGGAAUAACGUACUGCUGAAGGAUCAUGCUGAUGCUGGCACAUUUACGUUUCAGGCAACGUUGCACAAGAACGGGGAUAUUGUAUUCGCAUAUAAACAAGUUCCAGUGAUAAUAACUAAAAUUGGUGAUGAACAGCACCCAGUUAAGGUUGGACUCUCUGAUGCUUACAUUGUGGAUCGUACAAUAUUCUUUGUGCGAAGAAAAACCAUCUAUGAGUAUCACAAAAUUGACAAGAAAACUUCUGGGAUUGGUAACUGGACAGCAAUUUUGUUCAAAGCUCUUCCAACAUGUGUCUCUCUCAACAGCUGUACUAAAUGUUUAUCUCAGAAGAUCAGUUUUCAGUGCCAGUGGUGCAGUGAAAUUGGACGAUGCAGCAAUGGGCUGGAUCGGCACAGGCAAGAUUGGCUGCAUAAUGGGUGUGAGGCCCUCCAUGUCCAGACUGUUAGCGAAUGUACCGAAACUGAUGUGAGCCCCACCACUGUAGACACCUUUGGCCAUGAUGCCAGUGUGGAGUCAUAUAGUAAAGAUGUAGAAGAGGCGGGUUCAGCUGUUGGUACAGUGGUUGGAGUAGUGUUUCUUGUAGCACUCAUUUUCGGUAUAACAGGCUGGGUCAUGUACGCCUACUUCUUCCCACAUUCCCCUUCGGGGCAGAUUCUAAUUCGGUAUCGCCCGAGCACAUGGUCAUGGAAGAGGGGAGAAGCCCGCUACACUGCCGCGUCCAUUCAUAGUAUUCACAUGUGAGCUGGAUCGUGGAUCAGUUACAUGCGCUUCAUCAUCUUGCCCUUCAGCAGUAAAAUUUCUUAAUGUUCAUUAAGACUGUAGAGGUGUAAAAUAUUGACAUUUUUAAUCUUGUUUUGGUAAUGUAGAGUUGAACUCAAGCAAAAUGGGUAAUGUUUUAAGGGUGGAUUUAGGACUGGCACACCUGUUGACUGUGCAGGUUUGAACUUCAUAUUUUGUGACUAGUACUUUCUGCUCACCUCUCAGGUAAUUGUUGUGUGUUAAGCCUGCCUGGUAAUAAUGUGUUUCUCAAUACUGGCAACAUUACU
This is a messenger RNA of Procambarus clarkii (red swamp crayfish), 2160 nucleotides long. RefSeq names its product lethal (1) G0289. The record is from RefSeq and is a predicted model, not a curated record. Lineage: Eukaryota; Metazoa; Arthropoda; Malacostraca; Decapoda; Cambaridae.